AUGGAUAAUUUCGAGAAACAAGCAAUAGAAGACUACAAGGAACGAAUAUGCCAAUCAGUUCCGAUUGAAUUCAUCCAGAACGCGCUAAGUGGCAUGAAUAUUAGUGAUAAUCACGAUCUGUACGCUCUAAACAACACCGCAAUUAGCACUGAUAAAAAUGAAACAAAAUUAAAUGAAAUUCUUCAGGCACAAGAUAAAAAUACCUUUAAACGCGUUGUAGCCAUUUUAAGAGAAAUAAAUCAACUGAAUAUUCAAAAAUUAGCAAAUGAAUUAGAAGAACACUGUCAGUCUUUACGAACUGGUAAACUGGAAGACGCAGGCAUACAACAAAAAAAGAAAUUUUCAGCGUUUGGCUUUUUAGGUGAAGAAUCACAUAAGAUACCUGUGAUUGGACAAGUACCAGUGCUACCUGAUAAUAUAGUAGCUCGAGAAAAAAUAAGCAAAAAAUUAAGCGGUUUACUUCAAAUAGCUCUUAAAAAUAGAAAGUGCGUUGUUGUCCAUGGUGAAGCUGGUUGUGGAAAGACUACUGCAGCUUAUUUGACUCUAUUUGUAAACGAUCUCAGUUUGGCUAACAAAUUGCAUAAAGGAGGUGUCAUCUGGAUAAAGCUAAGUAAUUCAAAUUCUGCAGAAAUCUUGCUUCAAAUGCAACACCUACUCACCUCGAUUUCAAAUGAUGAAUCUCGUCUUCCGUCAACUAUAGAGGAAUGUAAAAAUCAAAUAUCUUGCAUCAUCGAUGACGUACUAGACAAAAAUUUCAUUAAAUGCUUCGACUUCCAUUGCGCAACGCUGGUUACUUCACGUCAGCCUGAUAUUGCUGAUAAUACUUACGAAUCACCUAAUUUGUUCGAAGUUGAGCCUUUCCAGUUAAAUGAACUAAAGGAAAUCAUUCUUUACGAUUUGGAAUCUGUCUCGGAAAAAGAAAACUGCAUCACAACUAAAAUGGCUCGUAUAUUGGAAUAUUAUCAUAAUCUACCAAUCUGUUUAAAUUCUCUCCGUAUUUUAAACCUAACCAAUUCUCAAGAGGUUAAUCGUCAUCUGCUUGCGUUAGGAUCGAAAAUAGAUCGCGCAAUGGGUCAUAACAAAACUCUUCAAACAACUUUAGAUUUUAUUAUUCGAUCGUUAGACGAAACCAAAAGAUCCCAUUAUCAAUUGUUAGUUGUAUUUGCAAAUAGCGACAAAGUUCCGAUUACAGCAGUGUCAUUAUUGUGGUCUUUAGAUAUUAAAGUCAUAAAGAAAAUGUUCGAAAAUUUAGUCCAUGGUGGUUUAAUGAUUAAGAUAAUCGAUACAAUAAGUGGCAAUAGAUAUUAUCGACUUCAUUCUGUAUUCUGUCAUUAUUUAUUGGAAAAGUACCCCCACGCAGUUGGAUUUCAUCGUAAAUUAAUAUCUCAUUACAAAGAAAAUUGUCGCGAUGCUUUAUAUCAAUUGGCAGAUGAUGGUUACAUAUAUAAUCAUAUUAUUGUUCACUUACUCGCUGCUCGCGAAGUUAAAACUAUUAAAAUGUUAUUAACUGAUCCAAAAUGGUUGCAAUCUAAACUAAAUAUGACCUCCAUUACGCAUGUCCUAAAUGACUACAUCAAAUGUCGCCAAAUACUGAAUGAUCAGGAAUGGCAAGAAGUGAGUCAUUUUUAUCGAUUUUUAUCUGCCAAUAUGAACAUAUUACUUCGUACAGACCGGCCAACUUUGGCUCAGUUAUCCCUGAGUAAAACAGAGUGGCAAGUAUUUUCUAAAAAGGCUAGAGAUUUAAUAAACAAAAAUGAUACAUCGACAAUCUAUGUUGAAUGGAUGAAUAAAGAGGCAAUAACUAAUAGUGAUGAUUCAAUCACUACUGCUUAUCUACAUGAAGGUGCAGUAAGCGACUGUCGCUAUUCCUGUGAUGGUAGAAGGAUUGUUACAUCUUCAUGGGAUGGUAUUAUUAAAGUUUGGGAUCCAAUCUCUACGGCUGUGUUUGUACAAUUUCAUGGUGUACAUAAAAUAUCUUGCUGUUGUUUCUCACCUAAUCGAAGAUAUGUUGUAACUGCCUCGUGGACAGGAACUGCACAGGUCUGGGAUAUUGAGAUGGAGAGAUUACACCUCGAGUAUUCUAACCACUCCGAUAGAAUAUAUUGGUGUGAUUUUUCACCAGAUGGUCAAUACAUUGCGUCUUGUUCCAAAGAUAAAACGAUUAGGAUUUGGAAAAUUCCGGUGGCUAAAGUAAUCCUUGAUUGUGUAUGUCAUCGUCAGGAUUCAAACUAUAGGAUAACAUCAUGCGCAUUUUUUAAUGAUGACCAGGCGAUCUUAUGCACUUAUCGCCAAUUUGUCCACACUUGGAGUUGCGCAACUGGUGAACCAUUAUUUCAGUUGAAAUGUUUUGGUCCGAUAACUGCAUCAGCUCUCUCUUGUAAUAGUAAAUACUUAGCUGUCAGCGUUAGGGGCAGCAAUGCUGUACAGGUUUGGAAUCUAAGCAAUCAGAAACAAGUUGCUUUCUAUCGUGGGCAUACUGACUAUACGCAAGCCGUCCACUUUGCCCCUAAUGGCAAGACAAUUAUAUCAGCAUCGGACGAUAAGACCGUCAAGUUUUGGAGUUGCCAAAUUGACUUAAAGAAUACGGUCCAUGUUCGAUCUAAAAGGAUGCAAUUUAAGCCAACACCAUUUGAAUGUAGAUUUGUUGAUAAUAUCAUGCACGCUUAUUGCAUUACAGAAAGCAAUGGCUACCAAUUAAAGCAUUUUAUUGGAUCUGAUUCUAAAUUAGCUUCAAAGUGUGAGAAAUUCUCUGAAUUAAUAUGGAAAUGUUGCUUAUCUCAAGAUGGAUAUAAUAUAGCCGUUGGAUUGUAUAAUGGAGAAAUUAAAUUACUAUCUGCAAGCAAUCAGCAAGUCAUUUGGUCAGAGAAACCAAGCAAUGAAUCGGUGGUUUCGUUUUUAUUUACUGACAGAGGGAACAAAUUACUGGUGGUAUACGAGACAGAAAUAUACAUUUUAAGCAGAAGAAACGGAUACCUAUUAGGUAAAAUUUCCAAGUUAUGCUCUGUAAUAAAACGCUGUCUGCCAGUAAAUGAUAAGCUGCAUAAAGUUAUUUUGGCAUUUAAGAAUGGAAAAUUACAGAUGAUCCAGUUUACUAAUAAUCAAGUGCUUUUGGAAAAGAAAGCACAUAAGAACGGCAUAGAAAUUUGUGAAAUAUCACCAAUAAGAUCAUUCAUUAUUACUUCAGCCGCAAACGGAGUAGCGAAACGCCACGAAGAGGCUUAUGAGUUACUCUGCCUGCUUACAUGGUUCAGCAGAGAAGCUAGAAUUUAA
Molecule: messenger RNA, 3270 nt
Organism: Trichoplax adhaerens
Lineage: Eukaryota; Metazoa; Placozoa; Uniplacotomia; Trichoplacea; Trichoplacidae
Exons: 17
Coding region: 1-3270 (1089 amino acids)
Molecular function (GO): ADP binding; protein binding
Source: RefSeq, a predicted model, not a curated record